Messenger RNA from Hippocampus comes (tiger tail seahorse), 1225 nucleotides. It is a transcript of the gene tspan34a, whose product is annotated as tetraspanin 34a. The record is from RefSeq and is a predicted model, not a curated record. The coding region runs from base 139 to 897 and encodes 252 amino acids. NCBI's taxonomy places the organism in Eukaryota, Metazoa, Chordata, Actinopteri, Syngnathiformes, Syngnathidae. Gene Ontology annotation, cellular component: plasma membrane. The transcript has 8 exons.
UCCCUUCUCCUCCCCUAUCUGCAUUAUAUGCGUGUGAACCCGGAGAGAAGAUAAAGGAACACGCGGAAACUUUUGGUUGCCCACACUCCUGAUUGAGCCACACAAGUCACUGCGCGCAGUGUGAAAACAUCCGCCAAGAUGUGUUGCGCAGGUUUCCUCAAACUGAUGAUGUUCAUCUUCAAUGGCACCAUUUUUGCAGCAGGUGCCGCCAUCUUGGGAGUGGGCAUUUGGGUGAAGGUGGACAGCAAUUCCCUCAUGGGAAUACUGGACGGCGUGGAUGCCCUUCCGUCAGAAAUUUCCCAGGUGGCUAAUGUGGGAUACUUGCUCAUUGGCGUGGGCGCCGUGCUGCUCGUCAUCGGAUUCCUGGGCUGCUGUGGCGCCGUCAAGGAGAGCAGGUGCAUGCUGCUGACGUUCUUCAGUAUUGUGCUGGUCAUAUUCCUCAUUGAGGUCGCCGCCGCCGUGGUGCUGCUCGUUUUCAAGGAUUUGGCGGCGCAGGUCUUUGACGGUCUUGAGGCCGAAGUGAAGAAAAGCCUCGCCACCGAGUAUGGACGCGACGAGAAAUUGACGUCGCUGUGGAACGCUACCAUGGAGGGGUUCCAGUGCUGUGGAUACAAGAACUUCACCGAUUUUGACGACUCGCCCUUCCAAACCCAAAACGGAGAGAUUUAUCCAUCCCAGUGUUGCAACGGAACAUUCGUCGGCGAAACGUGCAGCCUCUCGUCAGCGCAUACCGCCGCAGAACUGCAGUUGGUGGACGGCUGCUUCGACAAGCUGCUGCAGUUCAUCGAGGAAAAUGCCCCCAUCAUUGCGGGCGUGGCUCUCGGAAUCGCUGCUCUUGAGAUUGCUGCCAUGGUGGUUUCAAUGGUUCUCUACAAGCAGAUUGGUAGCAAAGCAUGAUGAUCACAUUUUUAUUUUAUAUUGCUUGUCAGUUGUUUUCAAUGAGUAAAGAUGGUUCGGUCAAAACCAACAUAAACUGUGUUGACGGUACGUUAUCCAAAUCAGCAGUCAGUGGAGCUCGUCUGUCCUGCUGGUUCAAAAGUGUCUCAGUGAUUGACAGUGAUCUAUUUAUGUUUCAACGGCUGUCAGGAGUUGGUGCCAUACACACAGAAUCAUUUCACUCUAAAAUAACAAAAAUGUCACUUACAAUUCUCAUCCGAUGAGUUUAUUAUUAGUUUUUAUUUAAUCACUUGAAGAAAUAAAGUUGAACAUUCAUGUUCAGUUUACA